Thlaspi arvense is the source of this 366-nucleotide messenger RNA. NCBI's taxonomy places the organism in Eukaryota, Viridiplantae, Streptophyta, Magnoliopsida, Brassicales, Brassicaceae. The record is from the annotation of a GenBank genome assembly.
AUGGCUUCCGAAAAGAGUUUCCUCCUCGCCACCGUCACUCUUCUCCUCGUCCUCAACAUCUCCGGCAGAACGCUCCCUACCAACAUAAAGGCGAGACUUACCGGAGGAGGUCUGAUGCAGUGUUGGGAUGCUCUCUACGAGCUCAAGUCUUGCACCAGCGAGAUCGUUCUCUUCUUCCUUAACGGCGAGACCAAUCUCGGCUCCGGUUGCUGCAACGCCGUCGAAGUUAUCACCACAGAUUGUUGGCCGGCGAUGCUUACAUCUAUUGGCUUUACAUCUGAGGAAACCAAUGUCCUUCGCGGUUUCUGUCAGUCCCCUAAUUCCGGUGGUUCUUCUUCUCCGGCGCCUUCUCCUGUGAUAGUUUGA